Molecule: messenger RNA, 2146 nt
Organism: Osmerus eperlanus (European smelt)
Lineage: Eukaryota; Metazoa; Chordata; Actinopteri; Osmeriformes; Osmeridae
Gene: crp1
Product: C-reactive protein 1
Exons: 3
Coding region: 22-810 (262 amino acids)
Source: RefSeq, a predicted model, not a curated record
CUGUAAAGGGCUGCUGAGCUGAUGUCAUGGUUUGUGCUAGGAGGGAAGAGGACUCAGACUCCCUGGCAUAACUACCACAGCCAGCCUGACCGAGUGACCAUCACAAGGCCCUCUGGAGAAAUAAACAUGAGUGUCUGCAGUGACAAGGUUGCUGGCAUUCUCAUACUGUGCUUCUUUGGCAUGUGUUCAGCCAGUGAAGUGGGUCUGGGUGGCAAGGUCCUGGUCUUCCCUUACGAGACAGACUUCAGCUUCGUAGCCCUGAUGCCCCAGAAGGAGAUGGAGCUGCGCUCGUUCACGCUGUGCAUGCGCGUUGCCACAGAGCUGCAGGGCGAGCGUCAGAUCAUCCUCUUCGCCUACCGCACCUCCGACUACGACGAGCUCAACGUGUGGCGCGAGAAGGACGGCCGUGUCUCCUUCUACCUGAGCGGGGACGGCGUUUCCUUCCACCUGCCGCCCAUCUCCACCUUCCGCACCAGCCUGUGCCUCACCUGGGAGUCCAGCUCUGGGCUGUCGGCCUUCUGGGUGGACGGCCGGCGCAGCACCUACCAGGUGUACAAGCCCGGCCACACCGUGAGGCCCAAGGGCACCGUCCUGCUGGGGCAGGACCCAGACAAGCACCUGGGGGACCUGGAGGCUGUGCAGAGCUUCGUGGGGGAGGUGACCGACCUCAACAUGUGGGACUACGUGCUCCCCAGGAGCCAGGUCCAGGCCUGGCACUACGGCCACCAUGUCCCCAAGGGCAACAUCUUUGACUGGACCACCAUCGAGUACCAGCUGAAUGGGAACGUGAUGGUGGUGGAUGAUGACUGACUCGGCGUGGAGUCACGCGCUCACACAGAUGAGUAUGUGUGUGUCUGGACUGGGCUGGUGAUACUGAUGUUUUUCUGCGGUUGUUUUUAACUUCUCGUCUGUGUGUCGGGCCCUCUAUUCUGCUGGUCCUGAGGAGGGAGGUAGUCCUGCAUGGACUUCCUGUCGCCUGGUAGUUGCCGAAGUGGGAAAUUAUGGGUUCACUCACAUUAUCUCGAAAGCCAUGAACUGUAUAUACAAGAGAAACUGAGCACUGGAUUGAUUAAGGUCAUUCAUCUUCCCUUUGUUCUAGGCCUUAGUAUUCACUAAAUAGAGGGAAAAUAUAUUUAGAAUAAUCUUGGUUCUCCUUAACCAAAUCCAUUCCUUGUGUUAUAAUAUUAUCGUGUCAUUUAACUAAAAGGAUUUCAAAAAUAAGGAUCAUUAUUUUAAACGCUAGCUAUUACUGAAUUUUUCUAAUAUUUUUUUUAAAUUGUGUCAACUUCUCGUGGUAGUCUUCAGCCAGGCUCUGACGUCCUGCACAUCCCGAACACUGGACAGUGUGACGUUAGUGCUGUGCAAGAUGUUGCCACAGGGGGGCAUGAUUGCUGCUCUCAACUCUGCAGACGUAAUUUGUGUCAAUGCACGAAGCAACACACCGGUGUGUUAUAACAUUAUUUUAUGCUCAAGGUUUCAGCAGCAGUUAUGUUAUAUAUAAUAUAACAUAAUAUACCGAAUUUGAAGAAAGAUAAAUGCUUUUGGAAAUGGUAAGCACUAAGGCAGUGCAUAUCUUAACAUAUUUUCACGUCUGUUUUCUUUUUCUUUAGCCUAUACUUUUUCGUUGUUUGAGGUUCUUGUGUAAUUCCUACAGUACAUCAUAUUUUUAUAUGCCCUAUGGUUUCUCUAACAAAGUGCUCUUGCAGUGCAGUGCAUAGAUAUCAUAUGUACACAAUCUUGCUACGUACUAAUAACUAAGGACAUAUAUUGUGAAUAUGUAAUGAAAAGGUGAAAAAGUCCGAGAGUGAAGUUGAUUUUAAUCUAUACAGUAGGCCUACAUAUAGAAUUCACAGAAAACCGUAAAAUGACAUGGUUUUGUGUUGUCAGUAAAAGGUUAUAGCAAGAAAUAUGAAGUAUGAAAAGGCGAUUCAUUAUUUCUAUACUUAAUAAUUUAAAAGUGCUGAGAGACAAACAGCAAUUACAAUGUUUAAAAGCCACUGCGUUAAUGUUGCCUUUGGUUAGCACACUCACUCUCAUAAAUGUUCCAUGUUUUAAGCUGAUGUAAGAAUGCUUUUGGGCCUGAAAUUAAAUCUUGACAUGUGCAUAACUAAAAACGUGUGUUAAUAAAGAGAAAUGAUGUCUUUGA